CCAGACUAAGGCCUGGUGAAGGGACUGUCGGGAUAGUAGGAAGUGAGGACCGGGGAAGGGGAGUGGUUCAGGGCUGAUGCGCACCGCACCACGCACCAGCUCUGCUCCCCUCGGUGUGGCCCUCAGACGCACAGCCGCGACCAUGCCCCUCCACGUGAGCCUCGCCAACGGCAACCGGGACCUGGACUACGACUUGGUGCAGCCAUACUUCAUGUGCGACGAUGAGGAGGAGGACGUGCACCAGCAGCCGCCGCAGCCGCCCGCGCCCAGUGAGGACAUCUGGAAGAAAUUCGAGCUGCUGCCCACGCCGCGCCCGUCCCCGGGCCACGCCGGCCUCUACUCGGCUCCCAGCGAGGCGGUCGCCGCGUCUUUCAACCCCAGGGAACAGGACGAUGAUAGCUUCUUCACCGCAGACCUGCUGGAGAUGGUGCCCGAGCUGCCUGGAGGAGACGCCGUGAAGCACAGCUACGUCUGCGACCCGGACGACGAGACCUUCGUGAAGAACAUCAUCCUGCAGGACUGUAUGUGGAAUGGCUUCUCGGCCUCCGCCAAGCUGGUCUCCAAGCUGGACCCCUACCAGGCUGUGCGCAAAGAAGGCGCCAGCGCGAGCCCGGCCGCCGACACUGAUCCUGCUACGCCUCCAGACUGCACCUGCAAUACCUGAGCGCACAGCACUGGGCCUUGGGACUGUAAGCUUCAGCCAUGUUAUCGGCCUCAAAUUCCGGGCAUAAAAGACCCCCCUCCCCCUUUUCUUUUUUAAAGCUUGCCAUCCUUCCUCACUCCCCUUAACAGAUUUGUAUUUGUUUAGUAAGAAUAUCUUAAAGUUUAUCAAUUUUCCAAUGUCAACUGGACCCUUAAAAUGUAAAUAACGUCAAUAAAACGUUUUAUCAGUUGUACCAGAUGUUAAGAUAUGAAGUAUAAAAGUAUAUUUUCCUUUUAAAAGUAGAUUCGUUUCUAUUGUUUUAAGGAAAACAAAAUAAUUGGCAAAUAUACUGAGCCCACGCUAAAAAAAAAAAAAAGCCUUAUGAAAUCCAAUAAAUAAGCAAAUAAAUAAACUAACAAACCAAGAAGCUACAGUAAAUACAGAAAAUUAAAAGUAUGCUAGUAGUAAAAAAGAGGAAAUUUAUGGGACUGAAAAGGAAAAAUAAAAUGAACAAAAGAGAAAAAGACGAAAGAUUGCCCAAUAAUGAAACAAAU
Molecule: messenger RNA, 1197 nt
Organism: Peromyscus eremicus (cactus mouse)
Lineage: Eukaryota; Metazoa; Chordata; Mammalia; Rodentia; Cricetidae
Product: protein B-Myc
Exons: 1
Coding region: 77-664 (195 amino acids)
Biological process (GO): positive regulation of cell population proliferation; regulation of transcription by RNA polymerase II
Molecular function (GO): RNA polymerase II cis-regulatory region sequence-specific DNA binding; DNA-binding transcription factor activity, RNA polymerase II-specific
Source: RefSeq, a predicted model, not a curated record